This is a messenger RNA of Carassius gibelio (silver crucian carp), 1145 nucleotides long. RefSeq names its product glutamic acid-rich protein-like. The transcript is spliced from 2 exons. Gene Ontology annotation, molecular function: zinc ion binding; nucleic acid binding. The record is from RefSeq and is a predicted model, not a curated record. The coding region runs from base 25 to 765 and encodes 246 amino acids. Lineage: Eukaryota; Metazoa; Chordata; Actinopteri; Cypriniformes; Cyprinidae.
UCUUUGCCAUAUAAUACCAGGUUCAUGACUGAAGAAGGAGUGCAGUACUACAGAGUGAUUCAUGACAACCAAUUGAAGACAUGCAGGAUCUGUGUAAGUGUGGAACAUGAGAAAAAGGACUGUCCGCAAUUCAAAUGUCGAGACUGUUUUGAGCAGGGGCAUUAUGCGCGGGACUGCAAAGUCCCACGGUGCCAAGGCUGCGACAAAGCAAUCAUGAGAUGCAGAUGUGAGAUGGAACAUGAGGUAAAUGAGGACACAAAUAUGGACGUACAGGAGGUGAUGGGAGAUACUGCAACUGAUCAUUUAAAUGAUUCACUGCGGCAGACUCAAGGAGAGGAAGAUGAACAGGACAAUGAGGAAGAGGAGGAAACCAACAAAGAUGAGAAUGAAGAAAAGAGCAAAGAUGGAGAACAAGGAAUGGAGAAGGGAGAAAGAGUAGACAAAGAGGAAAGAAUUUUGAUUAACAAAGACUUUUCUAAGGAAAAGGAAGAAGUGGACACGACUGGGAUGGACUAUGAAAAAGGUCAAGAAAAGGAUGAGGAUAAGGGAAUGAAGAUACUGCCGGAGGUAAGAGAAGUGGAAAAUGGGGGGAGGAUUUUUGGUUUGGAAAAUAAAGGAAUAGAAAGACUGAAUAGAGGUGUAAAAGCAAGAACAAAAGGUGGAGUUGACAUUCAAAAGGUUCUUAAAAAGCAGAAAAUAAGAAGAGAUGCGCUAAAGGAAAGGAGGAAAAGUGGAAAUGGGGGAAGCAAGACAUGUUUUCUUUAAAGACAAUGAAACUAAUUGAGUGGUGGUUUUUGGUUUAUCCUGUGUUUUCCUUAAUGAGUUUUCUAAGUAUUGUUUCAUUGAAUGCUAGAGACUUAUCCCAAAGUCAAAGGUUUGAAAGAUUGAUGUGUCUGACUAAAAAUAGGGAUAUGUUAUGUCUACAAGGAAUGAGGUGGGAAGAUAAAAUAAGUGAUGAAAUCAGAAAAUUGUGGAAUGGAGAAAUGUAUAGUAAUUGUGAUAUAGGAAGGAAAAGAGGGGUCGCUAUUUUAAUAAAUGUCAAUAAUGAGUGUUUUUUAAAUUGCAUCUUAAACAUUGCAAGGUUUGUUAAAUGGAGCAGAAGAAACAUGGUCAAACAAAAGAAGACAAAAAUACAUGUGUGCAAU